Molecule: messenger RNA, 4206 nt
Organism: Acanthochromis polyacanthus (spiny chromis)
Lineage: Eukaryota; Metazoa; Chordata; Actinopteri; Pomacentridae
Product: cytochrome c oxidase subunit 3-like
Exons: 2
Coding region: 950-1858 (302 amino acids)
Source: RefSeq, a predicted model, not a curated record
AAAAAGUCAGACAAAAUAAACAACAAAAGCAAAAUAUGAAAAAAAUGAGACAAUAAAAUGAACAAUCUAGUAUUUUGCUUUCUGAUUCAAACAACUUACCAUGGUCUAGAAAUUAUUUUAAAUGUAUAGUUUUACUAAUUUACAAUCUGCAGUUAAUGUCUUCUCUGUAGUUUUUACACUUUGAGGGCCGAAUUGGACCCUCUGGAGGACCACUUUUGGCCCACGGACCUCAUGUUGGACACCCAUGGCUUAAAUGAUCCCAUGCACAGGGACAAGCAGAGGAUGGAUAAACCUCUACUACAUCUGUGGUGUUUGUGCAGAGAGCUUGUAAAUAAGCAAAAAUAAAGUGACAUUACAGACAGCAAGAGAGACUAAAUGGACAGGCUGAUGGACGACGGAGGACGACGGAGUAAAUACAGAGAGGGGGGAGAUGGAUGUUUACCAAAAUACCCUCCCUCUGCCUCCCAUCCACUGUAUUGACGGAUGACGGCAUGCAGCAGGGAUGUGAUGUGAGGGGAUGAAUGGACGGACGAGAGGGGAGAGGGAGGGAGGGAUGACAUCAGCGCAGAGUCUCUCUCCAGCCAAUCCCAUCGCAGUCCCCCGCCUGCUGUCUCCGCCCUCCCUUGUUGCUACGGCAGCAGCCCCAUGUUGGAGGCAUUGUUUAGGGGUUGAUAGUAAUGCAGCAUGUGGUCUGCAUGUGUGCUGAUUUGGGGAAGACGGUCCGAAAACCUCCCCCUUUGUCGUCUUUUAUCUCCUCCGUUCUGCCCGUCGCUGUCUUCCAUCUCGCCUUCUCUCACCUCUCCGUCUGAACAUUCGCUCUCCUUUCAUUCAUGAUUUAUUCUUGCUGCAGAGCUCGUGUACUACAUGAUGCACGUUGAGCAUCAUAGAGUCCCAAAUCUGACUGUUCUGCACUGAUUAUUUGGACAAAGCAUAUACAGCCGUGGAAAAAAUGACUGGAGCAUCGUUUUUAUUCCAUUUCUUGUCAACUGGUGUCUCGUUUUUGUCAUUUUGUCCCAUUUUUGUCAUUUUGUGUCUCAUUUUUGUCGUUUGUGUCUCGUUUUUGUCGUUAUGUCAUGUUUUUGUCGUUUUGUGUCUCGUUUUUGUCGUUAUGUCAUGUUUUUGUCGUUUUGUGUCUCGAUUUUGUAAUUUUGUGUCUCGUUUUUUAAUUUUGUGUCUUCUUUUAGUCGUUUUAUGUCUCGAUUUUGUCAUUUUCUCUCAUUUUGUGUCUCAUUUUUGUCAUUUUGUGUCUCCUUUUUGUCAUUUAUGUCUUGUUUUUUAUCAUUUUGUGUCUCCUUUUUGUCAUUUAUGUCUUGUUUUUUUAUCAUUUUGUGUCACCUUUUUGUCAUUUAUGUUUUGUUUUUUUGUCAUUUUGUGUCUCAUUUUUGUCAUUUUGUGUCUUGUUUUUGUCGUUAUGUCAUGUUUUUGUCGUUUUGUGUCUCGUUUUUGUCGUUAUGUCAUGUUUUUGUCGUUCUGUGUCUCGAUUUUGUCAUUUUAUGUCUCAUUUUUGUCAUUUUGUGUCUUGUUUUUGUCGUUAUGUCAUGUUUUUGUCGUUCUGUGUCUCGUUUUUGUCAUUUUCUCUCAUUUUGUGUCUCCUUUUUGUCAUAUAUGUCUUGUUUUUUUUUAUCAUUUUGUGUCUCCUUUUUGUCAUUUAUGUUUUGUUUUUUGUCAUUUUGUGUCUCAUUUUUGUCAUUUUGUGUCUUGUUUUUGUCAUUUUGUACCUUCUUUUUGUCGUUUCACACAAUUGCAUUUGCCCUGUAGACUGAAACUACCCCAGAUGGUCACUGAUCCACCCCCAUGUUUUACUGUAGGGGCAGACGGUCUGGUUUGUAGCUUCUCCAGGCUUCCUUCUAACCAGUAAGUUGUCUGGAGUGGACAUCAACUGAAAACUGGAUUCAUCCCUGAAGAGACAUUAAAUGUCCUCUUAUAUAUGCUGGGAAUGCAUUUCAGCUCCAUCAUGUCAAAUAGGACAAAAAGUAUGAUGGAAUCAGCUGCAUUUUUGUUGUGUUCAUUGUAUUCUUCAGGUAAAAUACCUUUAGUGGUACUCGCCAUUAAAAUGAACAAGAACCUGAAAAAACAAGGGUGGAAUAAUAAUUUUUUACAUGACUUUGUUGUGCAAAACAAUACAAAAGACAAAAGGUGGCGUUCCAAUAAUCUGUGCAUUUAUUGCUCCAAACAGUUGUAGUCCAACAUUCUUCGUCUCAGAUGGUCACAGUUGACCAUGAUCCAGGCGGAACACCCUAACGUAGCACUCAUUGGCUCCUGCAGCAUCACUGGAAGGUUUUCCAGCAUGAACGGCCUUUUUAAGGUCCUGCCAGCAUUUCAGUCAGAUUCUAGUCCAGACUUUGACUAGGCCACUCCAAAACCUUCAUUUAGUUUCUUUAGUUCAUUCAGAUGUUGACUUGCUGGUGUGUUUUGGAUCGUUGUCCUGCUGCAGAACCCAACCGAGCUUCAGCUUGAGGUCAGGAACUGAUGGCCAAACGUCCUCCUUCAGGAUCUUCUGCUAGAGAUCAGAAUUCACGGUUCCAUCAAUCCCAGCAAGUCAUCCAGGUCCUCAGACCAUCACACCACCACCAUGAUUGAGUAUAGGUAUGAUGUUCUUUUUCCAGAUGGAACGAGACACACACCUUCCAAAAAGUUCCACUUUCGUCUCGUCAGUCAGUAGAACAUUCUCCCAGAACUCUUGAGAAUCGUUCAGAUGUUCGUUUCCUUUUGGUUCUCUUUGGUCAGCAGUGGUUUUCUCCUUGGAACUCUGCCAUGGAUCCAUAUUUGCCUGGACUCCUCCAUAUUGUUGAGUCCUGAACACUGACCUUAACUUAGCCAAGGGAGGCCUGCAGGUCUUUAGAUGUUCUCUUCGGUUCCUUUGUGACCUCCUGGAUGAGUCAUCUCUGUGCUGCUGUGAUAAUGUUGGUCGUUGGUCCACUCCUGGUGGUGUUCUCCACUGUUCCACGUUCUCUGCAUUUCUAGAUGAUGGUUCUCACCGUGGUUCUCUGGAGUCCUAAAGCUUCAGAAAUGGCUUUUUAACCUUUUCCAGACUGAUAGACGUCAGUUGUUCUUGAUAUUUUUUUGGAUCGCGACAUUUUGUUGCAGCUUUUUUACAUCUUUUGGUCGACUUCAACAGGUUCUACUGAAGGGAUUUCUUUACUGAACAGUUCUGGAGAUCAUCAGGUGUGGGUGUAAUCAGUGAAAUUGAGCCCGCUUUCCAAAAAAUGCGAUUUACAGUUAAUUCAUGAUUUAGCAAGGGGAGCAAUUACUUUUUCACACAGGGCCAGGUGGGUUUUGAUAGCUUUUAUCCCUUAAAACAUUAAAUCAUCAUUUAAAAGCUGCAUUUUCUGUUCACUUUGGUUAUCUUUGGCUAAUAGUUAAAUGCGUUUGGUAAUCCUAAACAUUUAAGUGUGGAAAAUAUUCAAAAAAUUUGAAUUCCAGAUACUUUUUUGUCUGUUUAAAUGACACAUUCUUAUGUAUCCUGCAAAAUCAAAACAACCUGCAACAUUCUGAAGUCAUGCAAGAAGCUCCAGUUAGCUCAUAUAUCUGUCGUUGUCUCAGAGCCACAGUUCCUUUAUUGAGGUUUGGCUUUUCUGAAUCCAGAUGGUCUCAUUUUUAGCGUGUCAGCAAGAAAACAUGACACACAGCAAACACUGAGAAGUUCCCAUGAGUUCAUACUGACUGGAAACAAGCAGCUUCUGGUGUCAUCAGUUUUAUCUGGGAAGAUUCGUCAAAAUAAAUCAGAUUUACAACAUUUGAAACCCCUGAGAAACACAGAUCCAUGUGUUUGUGCGUCUCCGACCAUAACUCACACCAUUAACCCACUUUUAAAGAGUUUUAGAGCUCUGUCUGUUUGUCUCUGUUUUUUGCUCUCAGUCUGUUCCUGUCAUCGCUCUGCCCUCCUUCCUCUCGUAACCAUGGAAAUGAGAUCAACAUGCAAAUACCUGAGCACGCUCAGAUAGAAGAUGCAAAUUGCAUCCGCUUGUAGGAUUACACGCCCACACACACACAGAUGCACGCUCAGACGUAUAGGCGGCCUGCACACGCACACACAGGCGUCGGUGCGUGCUCGUACGUCAGCACGCCCACCUGCAGCAGACUGGAGUGAUUUAUAGGUGAAGCAGUCGUUCUGCCACUGAGCCGUACACGAGAGGAAACCAAACACAGCUGAGCCAAAAGUAAACACAACGACAUGAUGAGCAAAGUUUGAGGAAAUAUCGAAAG